GAUUCAGUUAGUAUUAUAUAUUUUGUACUUAAAUUAAACAACUAAUAAAAUAUGAUACAAUUAGUCAUAUUAAUUUUAAUCUUUGUAAGUCAUGUAAAGCCAAACAAAAGAAAUGAAAAUGACUUUCUCAGAUUACCAAUGGGUGAAUACCGAGCAAUAUUCAAAACAAUAUAUAAUUGCAAUCCAGUAGCAGAUAAAAUACAGUUCAAUUAUUAUUUAAAUAAGAAACCAGAUAACUCAACGGAGGUUAAAGGAAAUAUGACAGCUUUAAUACCGAUAGAUGAUUCUUUAUUAGUAGAUGCAAAUAUAGCAAUUAAAGAUGUCAAUGGAGCUUGGAAAGAAAAUUCAUUUUUAUUCCAUUCAGAAAAAGCUUGCUCAACGGCUAAAAAAUUUACGACUCAAAUAGAUUUGAGCGGCCUUGGAUUUAAUUUCACAUGUCCCAUAACUGCGGGUACUUACAUAGCGACUGGAUUGGAUACAUCAAACUAUAAGAAGCUAAAUUAUAUCCCUAAAACGUUUCCUUACGGAACUUAUAAAGUACGUUUUGUUUUGAAAGACAAAAAAAAACAAAGUUAUGGUUGCUUAAUGUCUAUAAUACAAGUAGUGCGUCCAUGAGAAAUAUUUUAUUUUUUUAAAUACUAUUAUACAAUUAGUAAACAAGUUACAGUUGAAUAUUAAACUAAAAUAAUAAUAACAAAUGUACAUACCUUAUCAUUUCAAAAAUUAAAUUAUAUUUGAUGUCUUGAUGAUUAUUUGUGCUUAAUUAUAUUAUAUUAUGCUUAUGAUAAUGACAGAUGUGACUUAUUAUUUAAUAUCAGAUGACAAAUACCUACGAGAUGAAAAACAUUUAUGAUAUUUUGGAUUUCGGUAGGUUUGAUCAUACACUAAUGUUCAAAUAAAACGUCAUGCCUAAACAAUUUCGAUUUAUAUGCCUAACUCAAAUUAGUUAUAUUUUUGAUGCUACACAUUUAUCAAA
Rhopalosiphum padi (bird cherry-oat aphid) is the source of this 976-nucleotide messenger RNA. RefSeq lists its product as uncharacterized. Lineage: Eukaryota; Metazoa; Arthropoda; Insecta; Hemiptera; Aphididae. The record is from RefSeq and is a predicted model, not a curated record.